AACCAGCGGCCCGGUCGUGCCAUUUGGUGAUGAAGGUUCCACGCGCACUCAUGGUUAUCUGAGGAAGCGGAAGAGUUUUGGAUUCUGGCGGAUGCGCAAAGAGAGAAACGCAGCGACUCUGGAAUAAUCACUCAGUUGCAGGUCUUCUUAAAUUAACCUGGUCGUUUUGUUAUUUUGCGCAGAGAGAGCAUCAAAUCCAAACAGAUCCAAAAUGAUGACCAAACCAUACGGAAAGAGCGGAGACAUGAGUGAGCUGGUGAGCUCUCUCGGCUGGCUGGAGGAGGAGGACGAUGGCAGCUCACAGGACGGAGAGGUAAGCCCAGAGAUGAGGGGGCGCCAUGGCCUGACCGUAGGGGGCCGAGUCCGCUCCUGCGCAGAACUGGGCAGUGAGGAUAUUGAGGAAGAAGAGGAGGAGGAGGAUGACGAGGAGAUUGGACCAAAUGGAGAACAAGCUCCCAAAAGGAGAGGCCCUAAGAAGAAGAAGAUGACCAAAGCGAGACAGGAGAGGUUUCGUGCCCGGCGGGUCAAAGCCAACGCCAGGGAACGUUCACGUAUGCACGGGCUGAACGACGCCCUGGAUAAUCUGCGCAGAGUGAUGCCCUGCUACUCCAAGACACAAAAGCUUUCAAAGAUUGAGACACUACGGCUGGCACGCAACUACAUCUGGGCUCUGUCAGAGGUGCUUGAGAGUGGUCAGUCCCCAGAAAGCCAUGGCUUUGUGGAGAUGCUGUGUAAAGGUCUGUCUCAGCCCACCAGUAACCUUGUGGCCGGCUGCUUGCAGCUGGGACCCAGUCCGAUGAUGCUCAACAAGCUGGAAGACAAGUGCGGAGGCCCUGGGGUGGGUGGCGUGGGGAGUCAGGCUGGCCAUCCCCUUAGCUACCCGUCUCCAGGCCUUCCCAGCCCCCCCUACGGCUCCCUAGAGGCUUCUCACCUCCUCCAUAUGAAGGGAUUCAAAGGGCCUGUAUAUGAUAACCCCUCCCCUAACGAGUGCAGCAGCGGCACCCCGCCAUAUGAUGGGCCCCUUACUCCCCCACUGAGCAUUAGCGGUAACUUUGCCCUGAAGCAGGAGCCCUCUCCCCGUGAGUCAGAGAGGAACUACACGCCCCACCCUGGCCACCAUGCCCACUACCUCUCAUCCCACCACUACUCCACUUCCACGGCUGCCGGCCUACCAGGGGGGCCUCAGGGCCACCCACUUUUUCAAGCUUCACGCUAUGAGCUGCCCCUGGAUGUGGCCUUUGACUCCUUUGCUCCCUCUCACCUGGUCACCUCUCAGAUGGGCACCAUCUAAAGUGUGACCAUGAACAGUUGAGAGGACCAGUGAUUGACUCUGCUGUGAAAGCAUCCAGGCGAGACACACUGCUCUUGAACGAACUGCUGUAAAAACGAUGACCGUGGUACUGACUGUAUAGAGAAAAUGGUUUGCAUUAUGUUGUCUAGUACUCUGGGAGAGCACUGAAUGCUCAGAGACAGACUCACCACCUCAACUCAAUCUACCUGAUACAAACAUGCACCCAUAACUUUUACUAUUUAUUAUUUUUUUGUUAAGAAUAUAUUAUUUGGAUUCUGAUUAUUUCUGAAGAAGUUGCCCCCUUUGGUUGCUACAAAGUUUAUUAUUUUACCAAAUCUGAUAUUCACACAAGUGUUUCAAGUGUAGGAGUCGAACAAAAACAGGAUAACGUUGUUAGAUCUGCAUAUGAAACAAAAUUGAACAAAAGGUCAUAACCUAAAUUGUGCACUGAGGCCUACAGCCAAUGUCCCCCUGGCCAUAAGAAAAAGCAAUGCAUUUAUUUAUAUCUGUAUUUAAUAUUUAUUUUGAUAACGUCUUGUCCUUUUUUAUAUUGUUCUCAGCACAGUUUUUGUCAGUCACUUAGCAGCUGUACUGUAUUUAAUUUAUUUAUUUCAG
Molecule: messenger RNA, 1906 nt
Organism: Epinephelus fuscoguttatus (brown-marbled grouper)
Lineage: Eukaryota; Metazoa; Chordata; Actinopteri; Perciformes; Serranidae
Gene: neurod4
Product: neuronal differentiation 4
Exons: 2
Coding region: 212-1291 (359 amino acids)
Molecular function (GO): protein dimerization activity
Source: RefSeq, a predicted model, not a curated record